Messenger RNA from Meloidogyne enterolobii, 297 nucleotides. The record is from the annotation of a GenBank genome assembly. Lineage: Eukaryota; Metazoa; Nematoda; Chromadorea; Rhabditida; Meloidogynidae.
AUGUCUGUACAAGCCCUACUUAGCGAAGUUCGUCCAAAUAUGGAAAUUUUCCAGGCAAUUAAAGCGGCUGACCAACUUUUUUACAAAGACAGAGUUCAUUAUGUGGAUCUUAAACCUAUUUUUACUUCUAAAAAGGAAGGAAAAAUUGAAGGAAUCGUUCAAGCUGACAAUGAGCACAAGGAUAACUUGACGAAACCAGACAAAAAAUCUGUUGGAAAUGUUCAAGGUAUAUUUUGGUACUUUCCUGUUAUCUGCCCACAUUUUUAUUUUCUUUUUCCCCUCUCUAUUUUUUCUUAA